Messenger RNA from Brugia malayi, 1713 nucleotides. RefSeq lists its product as uncharacterized. The transcript is spliced from 13 exons. Gene Ontology annotation, biological process: proteolysis. The coding region runs from base 1 to 1713 and encodes 570 amino acids. The record is from RefSeq and is a predicted model, not a curated record. Lineage: Eukaryota; Metazoa; Nematoda; Chromadorea; Rhabditida; Onchocercidae. Gene Ontology annotation, molecular function: zinc ion binding; metalloendopeptidase activity.
AUGAAUAACAACCAACAAUGGCUUUUUAUUGUUGUUAUGAUUGUUGCUAAUAAUGUUAAAACACAACCAUUUAUUGGAGCAUGGAAUAAUCCAUACCUUACAACAUUAAAAUCAACAACAUUAUCCGAAAAAAAGCCAUCAAAUUGCUGUCAUACAACAUCAAUUCAAAAUAUUAAAACACAUCAAUUACGUUUAUUAUCUAUAUUACACCUAACAACACACCCGCAAUUGCAACAACAUUCCUAUAUUGAAAAACCAACAGUAAAAAAGUUUAUUGCUGAAGUGACACAGCAUACGACACGUUACAAUAAUCCAAGUGAAAGUUAUGAUAAAGUUUUAUCCCUAAUGCAACAAUACUUCAUUCAAAAGGAUCCGAAACAUCGGCCUUACGAUGGUACUUUGAUACGUCCAUCAGUUAAUCCAUAUAUGCGUAAUGAAAUACGACCAAAUGUACGAAUUGCUGGUCUUCUUUUCGAGAAUGAUAUUGCCUUAAUUUUGUCACAAACGAAAUUGUUAACAUCAAUGAAGCAAUAUCGUAAAAAACGAAAAAUAAUCGCUGAUCCAAGUUAUCACUGGAAAAGUUCAUUAAUUGCAUAUCGUUUCGGUGAUAGCGACACAAACUGGCAAGAUUACAUUCGUAAAACACUUCAUUAUUGGGAGCAAGAAACUUGCUUACGUUUUGCGGAAAAUAAACCAGAUGAUGAUUAUUUAAUUUUUAUCAUUGGAAGCGGCUGUUAUUCCAAUGUUGGAAGAUUAGGCGGCAGUCAAACAAUAUCCAUUGGUUAUGGUUGUGAAACUCUUGGAAUUAUUUCACAUGAACUUGGGCAUGCGCUAGGAUUUUGGCAUGAGCAAGAGAGGUCAGACCGUGAUAACUAUGUUCGUAUCAAUUUACAAAAUGUUAUCAGUGGAAGUGAGGGAAAUUUUGAAAAGCGUAAUGUAACACAAAUUAUCGAUUUAGGCGUUCCGUAUGAUCUUGGAUCAGUGAUGCAUUAUUCCACUAAUACAUUUGCAAAGAGAUUUAUUGAUUUUACGGUUGAUCCAAUCGAUACAAAAUAUCGUUCAACAGUUGGCAAUCGUGUUGCACCAGCAUUUACUGAUUUUAAACAAAUUAAUUUACUUUAUUGUUUUGAUAGAUGCCAAAUGACAAAUUUAAAAUGUCAUCAUGGUGGCUAUCCGGAUCCAAAUAAUUGCAGUAUAUGCAAAUGUCCAGAAGGUCUUGGUGGUCAUCAAUGCUCUGAUUUACAAAAAUCUUCAUGUGGUUAUGAACAAUUGGUAAGUGACGAAUGGCAAACAUUAGAAUAUAAUGGUUCAUCGAACUGCUAUUGGAGAAUUUACUCGCCAAAUGGUCGUAUUCGUUUUGAGCUGACAGAAGCACAUUACAAAUGUGAUCCGGUUUGCGAGGAAUAUGUUGAAGUGAAACAUAAAAUAGAUUUGCAAAUUUCUGGGUUUCGUUCCUGUUGUUUACCGGUUACAGCUCAGUCAACAAUAUCAUCAAAAUUAUUGACAGCGUCACAAACAAUCACAUAUCAAAUGAAAAGUGACUUCAAUCAACAAUGUCAAUGUGCUAUGAAACGAAUUACAUUUAUUAUUUGUGAAUAUCGACAAUUUCAUAACUGCAAAUAUAUUAUAAAAAAUGUUAACUGUAAUCAAUUUCCACUAAAUUCAACUGAAAUAAUGCUUCAUAAAUAUAAAAUUAUUCGUAAAAUUCUUUAA